GGAUCGUUAACCCUCUGAGCAAGGGCAGGGACCGAACCUGCAACCUCAUGGUUCCUAGUCGGAUUCGUUAACCACUGCGCCACGACGGGAACUCUAGCAGACUAUUUCUGAAAUCCACAUCUAGACUCAUCUUUUGAAACCUGGAAGAGGAUAUACCCAUCUUUAGCUUUCUAGCCCACCUCUCAUUCUCCAUUACCUUUUGGUACUGACAUUACACCUAUUAGUUCUUUCCCUGUAUUUCAGUGGAUAGAGGUUAUCUGGGGAUGACUACUGGAAUUUAAUGACUGGGUGCUUCAUCACUGCUUUCUUAUCUCAGACUUCAAUUCUUUGUUAACAUCUGUCAUAUUUUCAAUUCUCCAUAGUAGAAAAGGCAAAAACAAAAAAGAGUUGUGUAGUAUAUCACAGUUAAGCUUUGUCAUCAUUCCUCUUUUAUUAAUUACCUUGCUUUCAUAAAGUCUAAAGCCCCUCUAGGUAUUCUUCACUUCAGCAUUUUUCCUAAAUCUCAGCUCAUUCUGGGCAUUCAAUUUCCUUCUUCAUAUUAACAUUUAUUGAAUUCACUAUUUGAAAUUAUUUACUUGAUGUAUUUGUUAUCUAUUGAUUGUUCCUGGCAAAUGCUGUCGCAUAACGAUGCUUUCUUUUUUAAAACUUAGUUAUAUGCUUCUCCUUCUACCUUCUGUUCAUUUCUUAACAUUUGCAUUUACCAAGGUUUUUCUUUUCAAAGGUUAUCUAUUAAGCACCCAUUUUUAGAGGUCUCUAUUCAUUUCAAUGUUUGUUAAAUAUACUAUAUACUAAUAUUUUCCCUGAUUAAAAAAAAAAUACUUCCCUAGAGUCUAAGAUAUAUGUUAACUGUCUCACUUUUUCCUUCUAAUACUCUUACAUACCCCAGAAUGACCAAUAUCUGGCUGAAUUUACUAACCAGUUCCUCUGUGUUGGUGAGUAUACGUUCCUUUUUUUUUUUUUUUUUCUUUUUUAAUUCACUUAUUUUCUGUAUCACUUACUCCAGGAACUUGGAUUGCUCUGAAAAUAUUGGCUGCACUAUUCCUGUUCAGGGUGGUAGAACGUGAUUUUCACAACAUUCAGGCAUGAGCAUUUCAUCAGCCCCAGCAGCUAAAGGAAGGCCUUAGGAAAUCCUAAUUUUCUCAGAACUGACUGGGUAACAAAUUAAAAUUUCAACAUUUCCUUCUACUUAUAGUUUGAAGCCUUUCACACCACAUAACUCCUUCUAAUUCUUUCCCUCUACUUCUAUAAGACUAUGUCAUAAAACACUUAAUCAUUUGCUUAUAUAUAAUAUUCCACUUUGCUAUUCACCUUUAUAUAAGUGUUCACAUACAUAAACUCAUGUCUACACUUCCUUUUUUUAAUUUUGAAAAAGGAGAAAGAAAAGAUGUGAGACAAAAAGGGAGAGGGAGGAAAAGAGGGGACAUGAGGACAAAAGGAAAAGGGGCCUGGACUGAGGACUGGUAUUACUAGCCCCUCUGCCAGAGCACUUGCACCUGAGGGUUAGAUAAAGCAAAUAGCGAAGAAGAAAUAGGAAAGUGAGUGAAUUGCCUCCAUUCUCAGCUUUGCUUUCUAGAAGGUCUGUCUGGGGACUGACUGCAGUGACCAUAAAAUCCUGAACAUUUGCCUUGAACAUGAACCCUCGAAGAGAAGAAUCACAGGACCGGGCCAUCGUCAAAAUAGCAGCUCAUUUACCAGACCUCAUUGUCUAUGGAGAAUUCUCUCCAGAGCGACCCUCUGUGGAUUAUUUUGAUGGAGUCUUGAUGUUUGUUGACAUUUCAGGCAAGCGCAAAAGGGAUGUUUAAUGUGGGUGAACAACAGGCUCACAGUGGAAUCACACGCCAGGGUGGGGGUGCCGUUUUUGAUUUUUUGUGCUGUGACUUUGAAUCCUACUGAGAAAACAGGAGCGGGGAGGGGGUAACCUGUGGGCCUGGUUCCCUCUCAUUUUCCCUUACCCCUCAUGUCCAGUCAUGGGCAAAUCUUUAAGAUGCUCAUGUCCCAGGCCUGGAAUUUCAGGCUCCAGUAUCCCUGUCCCAACUUCACUGACCUAAUUCCCCAAGCCCCACACACACCCAGGCAAAACUGACCUCAGGAAACUGUCUCUCCAGAUGUUGUUUACAGCUAACAGUAAAAUUACCACCUCAUCAUAAGUCUUUGAGUUUUGCAUAUUUUCAUUACCAUGAAAUGGAAAUUCUAUACCUAGUUACAAAAAUUGCAGACAUCCCUGUACACAUUGAGAAAUGUGGAGGGAAGAGUUAUCUGGAGCCUUUCCUUGACCCCUAAAGCAAUAAACAUAUAAGAGGCCCAAUAUCUGACACCUGACCAGCUUCAAAGAUCAUUCAAAAUAAACUCUGCCAAGAGGAAAAAAAAAGAAAGAAACUCUGCCAGUUCUUAAAAGUUGAGGCCCCCUGUUCACCAGUUAGUCCUCUUCUCCUGACUCUGUUUGGUUCCUCGAAACACCCAAACUAGCUGCACAUUUGUUACAGGUUUUACUGCAAUGACUGAGAAGUUCAGCACAGCCAUGUACAUGGACCGAGGGGCUGAGCAGCUGGUGGAGAUCCUCAACCACUACAUAAGUGCAAUAGUGGAGAAAGUGCUGAUUUUUGGAGGAGACAUCUUAAAAUUUGCAGGUGAUGCGCUGCUAGCCCUGUGGAAGGUGGAACGGAGGCAACUGAAAAACAUCAUCACCGUGGUAAUUAAAUGUAGCCUGGAGAUCCAUGGAUUGUUUGAGACCCAGGAGUCUGAAGAAGGCCUGGAUAUCCGAGUCAAGAUAGGACUGGCUGCCGGCCACAUCACCAUGUUAGUUUUUGGAGAUGAAACUCGCAACUAUUUUCUAGUGAUUGGUCAGGCGGUGGAUGACGUGCGCCGCGCACAGAACAUGGCGCAGAUGAAUGACGUCAUUCUCUCGCCUAACUGCUGGCAGCUCUGUGACCGCAGCAUGAUUGAAAUCGAGAGGAUUCCGGAUCAGAGAGCAGUUAAGGUUAAUUUCUUAAAACCGCCCCCUACUUUUAACUUUGAUGAAUUUUUCACAAAGUGUAUGUCUUUCAUGGAUUAUUAUCCUUCUGGUGACCAUAAAAACCUCCUGAGGCUGGCUUGCAUUCUGGAGUCCGAUCCUGAACUGGAGCUGUCCUUGCAAAAGUAUGUAAUGGAAAGCAUAUUGAAGCAGAUUGAUGACAAACAGCUUCGGGGUUAUUUGUCUGAGCUUCGCCCAGUGACAAUCAUGUUUGUGAACCUGAUGUUUAAGGACCAAGACAAAGCAGAAGUCAUAGGUUCAGCCAUUCAGGAUGCCUGCGUGCACAUCAAUUCUGUCCUGAGGGUCUUCCGAGGCCAAAUCAACAAAGUCUUCAUGUUUGACAAGGGCUGCUCCUUUCUCUGUGUCUUUGGUUUCCCUGGGGAAAAGGCACCUGAUGAGGUCACUCAUGCCUUGGAAAGUGCUGUGGAUAUAUUUGACUUCUGCUCUCAGGUUCACAAAAUCCACACCGUUUCCAUCGGCGUGGCCAGCGGGAUUGUCUUCUGUGGAAUCGUUGGACACUCUGUGAGGCAUGAGUACACAGUCAUUGGUCAGAAAGUCAACAUAGCUGCCAGGAUGAUGAUGUACUACCCAGGAAUCGUGACUUGUGACUCCGUCACCUACAAUAGCAGCAACCUACCAGCCUACUUUUUUAAAGAACUUCCAAAGAAAGUUAUGAAAGGUGUUGCAGAUUCUGGACCAGUAUAUCAGUGUUUGGGCCUUAAUGAGAAAGUCAUGUUUGGGAUGGCAUACCUCAUCUGCAACAGAAAUGAGGGUUACCCUUUGCUGGGACGUGAUAAGGAGAUCAAAUACUUCAUGUGUACUAUGAAGGAAUAUUUGAUGUCUAACUGCAGCCGAGUCCUGAUGUAUGAAGGAUUACCGGGAUAUGGAAAAAGCCAGAUACUUGUGGAAAUUGAGUACCUGGCCCAAGGUGAGAACCACAGGACUAUUGCUAUUGCUUUGACUAAGAUCAGCUUCCAUCAAAAUUUUUAUACCAUCCAGAUACUCAUGGCUAAUGUACUAGGUCUGGAUACUUGCAAACAUUAUAAAGAACGACAGACCAACCUUCAAAAUAAAGUCAAGUCACUGUUGGAUGAAAAGUUCCAUUGUCUUCUUAAUGACAUUUUCCAUGUACAGUUUCCUAUUUCACGGGAGGUUUCCAAGAUGAGCACCAUGAGGAAGCAAAAGCACUUGGAAACAUUGUUUAUGAAGAUCUUGGAGCAAACAGUGAAAGAGGAAAGGAUUAUUUUCAUCAUCGAUGAAGGCCAGUUUAUUGAUUCCGCCUCCUGGACCUUUAUGGAGAAACUUAUCCGGUCUGUUCCCAUCUUCAUCAUCAUGUCCCUGUCUCCCUUCAUGCCCUGUGCAGCUGCCAGCGCCAUAAUGAAGAACAGGAACACCACCUACAUCACCCUUGGAGCCAUGCAACCUAAGGACAUCCGCAACAAGGUCUGCCUAGACCUCAGUGUCACAGGGAUCCCCAAAGAACUGGAUAUUUACCUGGCAGAGGGAAGCUGUGGGAUUCCACUUUACUGUGAAGAAUUGCUUAAAAACCUGGACCAUCACAGGGUACUCGUUUUCCAAACAAUGGAGUCUGAGGAAAAGACAAAUGUGACCUGGAAUAACCUGUUCAAGAAUUUUGCCAAGCCAACAGAAGACUUAAAAAUAUUUACUUUAGGUUUUGAGGAAGGAAAUGAAGAAGUCUGUAACCUCGCUAGUGGUGUCAGAUUGAAAAACUUGUCACCACCAGCAUCAUUAAAAGAAAUCUCUCUGGUCCAGCUGGAUAGCAUGAGCCUGUCCCACCAGAUGUUGGUGAGAUGUGCUGCCAUCACUGGCCUGACUUUCACGACAGAGCUGUUGUUUGAGAUUCUCCCUUGUUGGAACAUGAAGAUGAUGAUCAGUGCCCUGGCAACCUUAGUGGAAUCCAAGGUCUUUGGUUGUUUCCGGAAUGGAAAAGAGCUCAGGUUGGCCCUGAAACAGAAUACGGCCUCUUUUGAGGUGAAUUAUCGCUCCCUCUCUCUAAAGCCCACUGAAGGAAUGGCCCGAGGCGAGGAGGAGGAUCACCGUGAGCUGGAAAGCCAGGUGAUUGAGUACCACAUCAUUCGAUUCUGCAAGCCAAUGAUGCAGAAAACAGCUUAUGAGCUGUGGCUGAAGGACCAGAAGAAAGCCAUGCACCUGAAAUGUGCCCGCUUUCUGGAGGAAAACGCCCAUAGGUGUGACCACUGCCGAAGUGGUGACUUCAUCCCCUUCCACCACUUCACAGUGGACAUCCGGCUCAACACUUUGGACUUGGAUACCAUUAGGAAGAUGGCUAAAUCCCAUGGAUUUCGAACUGAAGAAGAGAUCACCUCUUCCAGAAUGGAGAUUUCUAAGAGAUCUGAAAUGUUUUCGGAAAAUCUCAGUUCGGAAGAAAUAAGAGAAAAGAUCUUGAGAUUCCUUGACAUCAUUAUAACAAAAAUGAGGACACCUGAGGAGGACAUCAUCCCGCUGGAAUCUUGCCAGUGUGAGGAGAUCCUGGAGCUUGUGAUCAUGCCUCUGGCUCACCACUUUCUGGCUCUGGGGGAAAACAAUAAAGCCUUAUAUUACUUCCUGGAAAUUUCAUCUGCCUAUCUCAUCUUGGGUGAUAAUUAUAUGGCUUACAUAUAUUUGAAUGAGGGAGAGAGGUUGCUGAAAACCCUCAGGAAGGAGAAAUCUUGGAGUAAGACUUUUGAGUCGGCUGCAUUUUAUACCCUCAAAGGUCAGGUCUGUUUCAACAUGGGCCAGAUGGUGAUUGCCAAGAAAAUGCUGAGGAAGGCCUUGAAGCUCCUCAAUCGAGUCUUUCCUUCCAACUUAAUCUCCUUGUUUCUCCAGACCCAUGUUGAGAAAAACAGAAACUUUCAUUAUGUGAAUCAGAAUCAGCAGGCCCAGGAGAGCUCACCUCCAGGGAAGAAGAGGCUAGCACAACUUUACCAGCAAACUACCUGCUUCUCCUUGCUGUGGCAGAUCUGUAGCUUAAAUUAUUUUUUUCACUACAAGUAUUAUAGCCACCUGGCAGCUAUGAUGCAAGUAAAUACUGCAAUGGAAACUCAGGAUGAUUUCCAGAUCGUUAAGGCCUACCUGGACUAUUCACUGUACCACCAUCUGGCCGGCUACCAGGGCGUGUGGUUCAAAUACGAGGUCAUGGCCAUGGAGAAGAUUUUCAACCUCCCCCUGAAACUCGAGAGUAUUGAGAUCACGACCUACGUGGCAGAUAAGCUUGGCUACAUCAAGCUGCUAAUGGGUUACUUGGACUUGGCCAUUGACUUAGGCUCGCGAGCCCACAAGAUGUGGUCAUUGCUUCGGAAUCCCAACAAACACUGUCUGGUCCUCUGCUGGCUCUGUAAAUCCCUCUUCUUGAAAAGCAGAAACAAGCAAUUGAUCCAGGUGCUGGGGUGGCUGUGGGAUCUCUCCAUAGCAGAAGAGCACAUCUUCAGCAAGGCAUUUUUCUAUUUUAUCUGCCUGGACAUCAUGCUUUAUUCUGGCUUUGUUUAUAGGUCAUUUGAUGAAUGUUUGGAUUUCAUAUACCAAAAUGAAGACAACAAAAUCCUCAAGUUCCAAAGUGGAAUGCUCCUGGGACUUUACUCGUGUACAGCCAUCUGGUAUGCCAGACUUCAGGAGUGGGACACCUUUCACAUAUUUUCCAAUAAAGCCAAAAACCUGAUGUCAAGAAGAACUCCGACAGCUCUUUACUACAUAGGCAUGAGUAGGUACAUGGAAGGGCAAGUUCUCUACCUUCAAAAGCAAAUUGAAGAACAAUCAGAGACGGCUCAGGACAGUGGAGUCGAGCUCCUCAAGAACUUGGAGAGUUUGAUUGCUCAAAAUACCACUGGGCCUGUCUUCUACCCAAGGCUCUACCACCUGAUGGCCUAUGUCUGUAUACUAAUUGGAGAUGGGCAGAACUGCGACCUCUUCCUGAACACAGCCUUACAGCUCUGUGAGACACAAGGGAAUGUGCUGGAGAAAUGCUGGAUGAAUAUGAGCAAAGAAUGGUGGUACUCAAGCUCUGAGUUUACAGAAGACCAAUGGCUUCAAACAAUCCUGAAUCUCCCAUCAUGGGAAAAGGUUGUAUCAGGCAAGGUAAACAUGCAGGAUGUUCAAAGAAACAAAUUCCUGAUGAGAGUUAAUAUCCUGGACAAUCCUUUCUAACAUUUCCUGAAAGACAACAAAUAUUUUAGUAACGCUCACUCUUUUGUGAUUAUCCAUUAUUAGCCUUUCUCUUCUGCCAUCACCCUCCAGCUUCCUACACACUCCCUUCUGUUGCAGACAUGGAAUAAGACCUGCUGGUUUCUCCUCUGUUUGGGGGGGUCAGAAAAGGUCGGCAGUGUCAUACCUUCCUUUCUUCCAGCUUUUCAAGGAUUCCCUUGGCUUCUCAAGUUGUUUUAGCUUAGCCUGUCUAUUUUUAGCCCCAGCAAAAUUAUAUCAGAUGGAAAAUUUUUAAAUCAAAGUGAUACAUGUUGUGACAAAUACACUUCUACUUAAUCUAUUAAAUUGAAAUUGGUGAUUUUUAAAUGUCUAGUCAUUCCAUCUUUUAAAUGUAGCCCAGGAUUACAAAUAGUAAAUUCUCAUCAAGGUUUGUAAAGGGCAAGAUUUGAAAAGGCUGCUCUUUGUCAUGCCUAAGGGCAGCCUCCCAGUCCCUGCUAACCACAUGUAUCAAAUACUGUGCAAAUAAAUUAUUUGAAAUGGAAAUACUAGCAUUUAUGUGGGUACC
Sus scrofa (pig) is the source of this 7730-nucleotide messenger RNA. Lineage: Eukaryota; Metazoa; Chordata; Mammalia; Artiodactyla; Suidae. The record is from RefSeq and is a predicted model, not a curated record.